UGAGCUGGCUAAGUGGCCAAUCGCAAUCAUGUUACGUCAGAUGCUAUGCGGUUGCAAAAGCCGAAAAGCUUCAACUGACGAAGAAGAGGAGGCGAUUAGAUGAAGUAUGUCUUGAAAGGUUUCAGCAAUAUAGCCGGACAUUCAUUCAAUCAUGGAUCAUCCAAGGCAAAGUUUUUGUGGAUGGAAGAGUAGUAAACAAAGCUGGAACACCUGUAUCUGAUAAAUCAAUUGUAGAGAUAAAGGCUCAAGUUCCAAAAUACGUAUGUAGAGCAGGAUACAAGCUAGAGGCUGCUAUUGAACAAUUUGGUGUUGAUGUUGUUGGAAAAGUAGCACUUGAUUCAGGGUUGUCCACGGGUGGUUUUACUGAUUGUUUGCUUCAGCAGGGUGCAUCAUGUGUGUAUGGAGUUGAUGUUGGCUAUGGACAAGUGGCUGAUAAAAUUCGUCGAGAUGAACGUGUCUGCGUAAUCGAAAGGACAAAUUUAAGAUAUCUUCCUGGGCUACCACAACAAGUUGAUGUGGUGACUCUGGACCUAUCUUUCAUUUCUAUACUUCUGGUGAUGCCUGCUGUAGUCAAUGUUAUGAAGAUGGAGUCUACAUUGAUAACACUGGUUAAACCUCAGUUUGAGGCUCGUAGAUCACAGGUGGGAGGCGGUGGAAUUGUGAGAGAUCCUCUAGUACAUCAAGAAGUUCUUGAGAGGAUAAUUACGGGUGUUGAAGAUUUUGGAUUCUGCAGCAACGGUUGGAUAGAGUCUCCUAUAAAGGGUGCUGAAGGAAACACUGAAUUCCUGGCUUGCUUUCAGAGAAUAUCCAAGGAAAAAACAUGACCUAAAUAUGUUAAUAACUAAUUUUCUCUGUUGCAUCUGAAAGAUGACAAGUCAGCUACCUGUGAGAUGGCGAAAGCCCUCAAAGAAGAUCUGGGGAGGGUCCUCCUUAUCAGUCUCAAUGUUCUGCGAGUUCAACAUAUUCAACCAGAAUACACUGCAAUGUUACCAACUGUUGUGAUGAUAUGGCUUAUUUGUUUGCAACAAUGUUAAGAUAUGGAACAACUUUUGUAUUUUAACAACAUUAUUUAGAUCAUUCCAAUU
This is a messenger RNA of Elaeis guineensis (African oil palm), 1085 nucleotides long. The record is from RefSeq and is a predicted model, not a curated record. NCBI's taxonomy places the organism in Eukaryota, Viridiplantae, Streptophyta, Magnoliopsida, Arecales, Arecaceae.